Tarenaya hassleriana is the source of this 1302-nucleotide messenger RNA. Its product is annotated as probable long-chain-alcohol O-fatty-acyltransferase 3. Gene Ontology annotation, biological process: lipid metabolic process. Lineage: Eukaryota; Viridiplantae; Streptophyta; Magnoliopsida; Brassicales; Cleomaceae. The record is from RefSeq and is a predicted model, not a curated record. The transcript has 2 exons.
UUGGGUAUGACUAUAACAAUCCUUAUUUUGAGCUUAGCCACAUCUCUCCAAGACUUGUGGAGCUACUCUCUGGCCCGGCCGCCGUUUGGACAGACCACACAGCCGGUGGUCCCAAGUGGGCCCCCUUUUCCGUCUCCUGGUUCCUCAAAGACACUAGGGUCAGAUCCGACAAAGAUGGAAGUAGAGCUCAAGAACCUAACAAAGGUAUGGACUUAAGCAAUAAUCUCCAUGUCUUACUGUUAUUACAUAGCCUCAAGAAUCCCAAGUGGUGUUCCUCGGCUUGUCUCUGUUCUUCCAGUCUGUUCUCUCUUCCUUGUUUUUCCUCUGUUUCUCUCCUCCGUUCACUUCUCAGGCUCCACAGCAUUUUUCCUGUCUUGGCUUUCCAAUUUCAAGCUCAUUCUUUUCGCCUUCGAUCAAGGACCCUUAUGCCCACUUCCCCCAAAUCUCUCCCGUUUCAUCUGCCUCGCUUGCUUCCCAAUCAAACCCCAACAGAACUCUGAUUCUCACCAAACUAGACAACACCCAUCUCCAACUGGGUCCUCAGAUCAAAUCAGUAAGUGGGUUUUCGCCAUAAAGAUUGCAUUCCUAUGCAUAUUGCUAAAUCUUUAUGCUUACAGAGAAGCUCUGCCUCGCAUUGUGGUCUUGAUUCUGUACUCACUCCAUAUUUACCUUGAGCUCGAGCUUCUCUUAGCUCUGGUCAAAGUUCUGGUGAUUACCCUUCUCGGUUGCGAGAUCGAAUCGCAAUCCAAGGAGCCCUACUUAGUCACAUCUCUCCAAGACUUCAGGAGCCGCCGGUGGAACCUCAUGGUCCCAGCCAUACUCCGCCCGUCCGUACACCUCCCCGCCUGGCGAGCCGCCGAGCGAUUCGUGGGUCCCACAUGGGCUCCAAUCCCGGGGAUAGUGGCGGCGUUCGUCGUGUCCGGCGCCGUCCACGAGCUCAUCUUCUUCUACAUGACCCGUCUACGGCCGACGUGGUUCUUCGUUCUGCAAGGAGUUUGUACUGCGGCGGAGGUGGCAGCAAGGAGGAAUGCGACGGCGGAGAUGCGGCAGAUGUGGAGGCCGAGCGCGGCGGCAAGGCGGUUGAUGACGAUGGGGCUCGUGGUUGUGACCAGCGGUUGGUUGUUUUUCCCGCAGCUGGUGAGGAGUGGCAUGCUCGAGAGACUCGCCGACGAAAGCUUGUUCUUCAUUGACUUCGUCAAACGGAAAAUUUUUGUUUAAUUCCUCGUGAUGUAAGUGGACAAAAAUAAUCUAUUAUUAUAGUUUGUUAUUGUGAUUAUUACUUUGUGAAAUUAAUUAAGAUAG